AUAUGGCUAGUCUUCCUUGCUAGUUGUCAGUCAGUAUGUCAGCGAGUUGUCAAAGUAUGUUAAAGGAAUUUGGUCUUUAAGUAUACGUCCUAUAGGAACUACUGUACAUCAAAUUUUGUUUAUUGAUUUUUCACUUGUAAAUUUAUUGUGCCAGCCAGAGGUGCCAGCUAUUCCGGAAGGGGUGGAUUUUUCAAGACAAAUUAUCAGAAAACUUGUAACUUGUAAUUUUAUUUAAUAAUCCAUUCAGUUAAGAUGAAUUUUUAGACCUUCCUUAAGUACAAAAGUGAAAAAAUCAUAAGCUAAAAUGUCAGCUGCUGGAACACCUUCAACUGACCCUUGGGUUAUUCAGGCUCGCGAAAGAGCAAGAUAUGAAGAGCAAUUUAAAUCUUUAAAACCAAAUAAUGGAAUUAUUACGGGAGAUCAAGCGAAGGGGUACUUGCUACAAAGUCAGUUGCCCCCUGUAGUAUUAGGACGAAUUUGGUCUCUUGCAGAUAUGGAUGCUGAUGGUAAAAUGGAUAUAAAUGAAUUUUCUAUAGCUUGUAAACUUAUAAACCUGAAGCUCCGCGGUUUUGAAGUACCUAAAGAACUGCCUCCUUCCCUUUUAGUAUCUCUUGGAUCUCUUGCUACACAAACACCACCAGCAAUUCCACCACUUCCUAAUCCAGCUCUAAUUAGUCAUCCACCAGCUCGACCUGAACCUCCAAGGGUAGCACAAGUAACAUCUCUACCCCAAAAUAUGCCAUAUAAUCAAAGUCUUAUUUCUACAAGUCAACCUGUUAUUCCCACACAUCCAUUAAUAGGUGUUACCCAACCAUUGAUAUCGGUAAAUCAAACUCCAUCUGCUGCUGUUCAUCAACCCCUAAUUAAUGCCACAGCUCCACCUUUAGUUCAGGGUCUAACUGGUAUAAUACCAAAUACAUCUCUAAAUGCAGGCAUAGGAACUGUGAGUCCACUCCCUCCAGUAAGUAGUGUUCAAGCUGUAAAUUUAAUUGGAGGAGCAGUUUCAAGCAGUGGUUCUAUAAUUCCUACAGGAGUAGUGCCACCAAUGCAAGCCAAUAUUCCACCAUUAGUAGGAAGUGUUCCUCCUUUAAAUUCCAAUAUUACAAAUACUGUUGGAUUGCAGGGAGUUACUGGUUUCAGUUCACAGCCUUCAGUAAUGAUACCAAACUUAACAAACACAGGUAUUGCACCAUCCAGCCCUCCAAUAUCAACUGGUGUUAUUCCAAAUGUUGUUCCAUCUGGUCCAGUAUCCCCAGUAGGUUCUAUAGGAGCAUCAAGUAUUCCUACUGCAGGUCCAGGAGCAACCAGCACUCCUAGAGCUAGUGUAGCUAGUUUAGACAGAACUGCAUCAAUUGAAUCUGGGCUUGGUGCUGAUUGGGGUGUACCGCAUCAAACCAAGCUGAAAUACACCCAAAUCUUCAAUACAAUGGAUCGAACCAGGAGCGGAUUUUUGUCUGGCGCCCAAGCUCGAAAUAUAAUGGUACAAUCUAAAUUGCCCCACGCCGUUUUGGCUCAAGUUUGGGCUUUAGCCGACAUGGACACUGACGGGCGAUUGGGAUGCGAAGAAUUCGUUUUAGCUAUGCACUUGUGCGAACAAGCGCAAGCCGGAGUCGCCCCACCUGCCAAGUUACCACCUGAUUUAAUUCCGCCGUCCUUUAGACGGCCGACCAGAACCGCUUCCGUUUCUAGCCAGGGCAGCAUCGUUCAUCCUGAUCAGGAUCCAGCCUCAACUCUGCAACAAACAUCCUUUGAAGAUAAACGAAAAGAAAACUACGAGAAAGGCCAGGCUGAAUUAGAGAGAAGACGCAAAACCUUAAUGGAUCAACAACGAAAAGAAGCCGAAGAACGCGAAAGGAAAGAGCGAGAAGAGCAAGAAAGAAAGGAAAAGGCUCGGCAAGAGGCUGAAAGAAAGCGGAUGGAAGAAUUAGAAAAAAUCAUGAGGGAACAGCAAGAAAAAGAAAGGCUUUUGGAAGAAGAAAGAAAACGGCAAGCCGAACAACGAGAGGCAGCACGCAAAGAGAUGGAACGUCAAAGACAGUUAGAAUGGGAAAAGCAACGCCUCCAAGAACUACAACAGCAAAGACAAAGAGAACAAGAGAAUGUUUUAAAGUUAAAGGCUAAAAAUCAGAGUCUCAGUAUUGAGCUAUCGUCAUUGAAUGAACAAGUCAGGGAACUAUCUCAGAAAAUUUGCGAUACCCGAAUAGGUGUAUCUAACGUUAAAACAACUAUUGAUGGAAUGCGUAGUACACGUGACACGCAAAUGCAAGAAAUGUCUCAACUUAAAAAUAAAUUAAAGGACCAGAACGCUAGGUUAUUAGCGUUGUCUCAAGAAAAAGUAAAAUUAGACGCUAAAAAUAAGAUUAAUACACAAGAUUCUGAACAAGCAAAAUUGGCAUUUGAAAACAAAGAAAUAGUGAUUAAGAAUUUGAAGGAAAAAAUGUCUGAUAUGCAAGCUCAGAUUGAUUCAAAAUUAUCAGAUAUUGAGAAUAAUAAUAGUCAGUUAACCGAUUUGAAAUCGCAAAUGAAUAAUCUUAUUUCAGAUUGUGAAGCUUUAUAUAUUACUUACGAAGAGAAACGAAAUAAGGUUCUGGAUUUAAAAAGUCAGUCAAGAACCACGGAUUAUAGCGACGCAUGGAAAGGUAAUGACGACGCAUGGGGUACAAAUACUAGUUCAGACUGGCCUGUCGACAAUAAUUGGGGUGAUAACACUGUGCCGCCUGAUAUCGAAAGUAUACCGGGCGUUCACAAAUACAGGGCUAUAUACGAAUUUAAUGCAAGAAACAACGACGAAAUAUCGUUUCAACCUGGCGAUAUUAUACAUGUACCAGAACAACAAACCGGAGAACCUGGUUGGUUAGCGGGAGAAAUUGGAGGCCAUACUGGAUGGUUUCCCGAAUCUUAUGUUGAGCCUGUUGAUGGGGUCGGUAUUAGUGGGGCUAGUGCAGGUACACAAGUCACUCAAGAGCAACCUGCAGAAUUGGUUGUAGGUUCUACAAAAUUAGAAAGUGUUAGUGCCGCUAAUGAAGUUUCUGAAGAGCCUGUAGUAACUGAGCCAGCAACUAAUACAGUGCAACCUGAAGGAGAACCAGAGUAUUAUAUUGCCAACUAUCCAUAUCAAUCUCAAGAACCUGGAGACUUGACCUUCAAUGCUGGUGACGUUAUAGCAGUUUAUAAGAAAGAUGGCGAUUGGUGGACAGGAAAACUGAAUGAGAACUGUGGAAUAUUUCCGAGCAAUUAUGUUCAGCUAGUAGAUAAUGAUUCUUCGGCAAAAGUUCCAUCGCAAGCUCCAAUCUCCAAUGAUAUAGCUGCAUCUACUGGAGUGUCAGCCGCGGAAGUCAAAUCUGCUUUAGAAAAUAUGAGCAGCGCUAACACAGUUGAUAACGAAGUUUCUCAAAUUAACGAGAACAAAGCUACUGAAAAGCCACUCGAUGCUUCGAUUACCGCUAAUGCCCAGGUUUUAAAAGGCAAGAAGCCAGAAAUAGCGUCAGUCAUAGCACCCUAUCAAGCGACUAGUCCAGAACAGUUAUCGCUAGCUCGUGGUCAGCUUAUAAUGAUUAGGAAGAAAACUGAUUCAGGUUGGUGGGAAGGGGAAUUGCAAGCUAAAGGAAGAAAAAGACAAGUGGGGUGGUUCCCUGCAAGUUACGUUAAAAUUUUAAACAGUUCUGGAAAGAUCAGCGGAAGAACUACACCAGUUUCGACCUCAAGAAUGCAACAAGAAGUUGUAAUUGAUAAAGUAAUAGCCCUUUAUCCUUAUACCGCUAUCAAUCCCGACGAAUUAAGCUUUUUAAAAGAUGACAUCAUAAAUGUAACAGCUAGAGAGGAAGAGGCUUGGUGGCGAGGAGAAUUGAACGGGGUCUCAGGAUUAUUUCCUAGCAAUUACGUUGCUCCAUUGCAACAAAACCAAUCAUCUUACGAAGAAAAGAACCGACUAGAAGCUAUAAACGAAUUAAUAAAAACUGAAACUGCUUAUAUACAAGAUAUGUCAAUUGUUCAUGAAGUUUUCGAGAUCCCGUUAAGAAAAAGCAAAGUGGUUUCUAUAAAGGAAAUUGAUGGAAUAUUUGUUAACUGGCGGGAUAUACUACAGUGCAAUCAAAACUUUUUGGAUGAUUUAACUAAAGUUCAGUAUAGUCGAAGUAAUACAGUAGGUGAUGUUAUAUGUAGACACUUACCGAGAAUGACCGCCUAUAUAACAUUUUGUGGAAAACAAUUAGAUAGUGCCACUUUGCUGCAACAACUUACAGAGUCGUCAACAGCAUUUAAAGAAUUUUCCAAAAAAUGCCAAAGCAAUUAUAAAACUAAAGGAAUGCCAUUGUCUUCGUUUUUAUUGAAACCUAUGCAAAGAAUAACUAAGUAUCCUCUACUUAUCAAUAAAAUUUUAGAAAAUACCGAUGUAAAUCACCCAGACUAUAAGUUGUUAGAAGAAGCAUUGAGAAUAUCGGAGAAAUUUCUCAAUUCUGUUAACGAAAAUGUCAGACUUAAGGAAAAUCAGGAGCGUAUGGCAUGGUUGCAACAAUACGUCCAAAACGAAUUAAAUUUGAAAUUCGAUAGUUAUACGAAUAAGUUAGGCCCUAGACAGUUACUGCAUUUUGGAACAUUUACAAAAGUCAAAUCGGGCAGAGAUUUAUUAGGAUUUCUUUUUAAUGACUUGUUUAUGUUGGUACAACCUAGUAAAAGUAUUAGCAGCCAGUUUACAUUCCAAAGAAAUUAUAACAUUAUAUACAAAAUGUAUAAACAACCUAUACUUAUUCAGUUUCUAUCUGUAAGUAGAGAAAGUACGGACAGUGUUGAAUACGGCACCGACUCAAAUAGAGUGGUUAAAAUUCAUGACGAGAAGACGGGUUAUAAAAUAUUUCUUUUGGCAUCUACAGUACAUGAAUGUAGUACAUGGACCAAGAAAAUUGAAGCUGCUAAAGAGACAUUUCAGAAAAUUGAUAAUUUAAAUAAACAAAAUAAAAGAAAAACCCUUUAUGUCAUGAACAAGUGUUUAACAAUAACAAUACAAGAAGCUAAAGAAAUUCAAGUCAAAUGUACCCCUCAAACCUGUAGCUAUAAGCGCAAAAAAGGUAAAUCCCACACUGAAAGCGUGUAUUGCAAAGUGACAUUAGGAAACCAAGAACAAGAGACAAACUUUGCGAAGGACAGCUUUAAUAACGGCAACAUUUCUCAAAAUGGAGCUCCACAAAGUCCUUGUUUUAUAUGGGAUUGUAGUAUGCAGUUUCAACUGCGCAACAUAAAUGAAGAAAUUCUCACCUUUACAGUUUUAGAACAGAAUCUUUAUAGUCUUGAUGUAUUUUUAGGUAAAGCUGAAUUAAAACUUAAAGACAUCUACGAAGAAUCCCAAAACACUAACGGACCAAUUACUAAAAAACUACUUUUGCAUCAAGUAGAAUCUGGCGAAAUAACUGUAAAACUUGAUUUACAUAUAUUUAAGAAGUAUUAACUUUUAUACAAUUGUUAAAAUUAAGCUCUUGUACGGUUACACUUUAUCUCUCGGUCAUUGAGACUCUUUGUUUACAAUUUAUUAUGAAUGCAUUUUAUAUUUUUAAUGUUGCGAUAUACCUUCAAUUUAUUAGUAUUAUAUUAUUUAUAUAUAGUUAUGUAGUAUUAUUUAUAUUUUUAUACUGAUUUGCGAUAAAGGAAAUCAGUUUGGUUGAUUAAAACAAAUUUGCUCAAAACUGCCAAAUAAAAUUACAUUUUUAUCAAACAUUUUCCAAAUUGAAAAAUAUCGUGAAGUAACUUUUCUAUGUGUUUUUUGCCUAUGAUUAGAUUCUAUUUAGACAAUAAUAGUACCCUUAAAAAUAUGUAACUAUAGAAAAAUAAAAAGCUGUAAGUAAUAUUAUUGUUUCUGAAACAACUUGUUAUUAAAGUAUUCUUCUAAAAUAUUGUAUAAGGUACCAUGUUAAAAAUAUUCUUUUUUUCUGUCUGAUGUCUUAGUACGCCUGUUUUAAUGAAAUGCUUCAUUUGUAUACACUCUCACUUUGUAAAAAGCUUUAAGUAAGUAGUAGUACCAGUCUAUAUAUCUAUUAUACUAUUAUACUAGCCCUGGUCACUUCAUCUGCAUGGUCUGUAUUUUAAUGUAUGCGACAGAGAUAAAUAUAAAUGACCGGUCGA
Molecule: messenger RNA, 6111 nt
Organism: Sitophilus oryzae (rice weevil)
Lineage: Eukaryota; Metazoa; Arthropoda; Insecta; Coleoptera; Curculionidae
Gene: Dap160
Product: intersectin-1
Exons: 24
Coding region: 305-5440 (1711 amino acids)
Biological process (GO): clathrin-dependent synaptic vesicle endocytosis; endosomal transport
Cellular component (GO): intracellular vesicle; presynaptic membrane; cytoplasm
Molecular function (GO): calcium ion binding; molecular adaptor activity; protein binding
Source: RefSeq, a predicted model, not a curated record